Molecule: messenger RNA, 1269 nt
Organism: Aureobasidium melanogenum CBS 110374
Lineage: Eukaryota; Fungi; Ascomycota; Dothideomycetes; Dothideales; Saccotheciaceae
Product: pyruvate dehydrogenase kinase
Exons: 3
Coding region: 1-1269 (422 amino acids)
Biological process (GO): protein phosphorylation; regulation of glucose metabolic process
Cellular component (GO): mitochondrion
Molecular function (GO): pyruvate dehydrogenase (acetyl-transferring) kinase activity
Source: RefSeq, a predicted model, not a curated record
AUGUCAAAGCGACGAAGCAUCUCCAUAGUACCGCCCCCAUGGCGGCCUGCUUCAGUCUUGGACAAAUGGGUUGAACGAGAAGCGAGGCCUAUUAGUUUACGACAACUCACUUUCUUUGGCCGACUCCUUACCGACACUCGAUUACUUGGAUCUGCCAACUAUGUCCGACUUGAGUUGCCUACUAGAAUUGCACACAGGCUCCGCGAUAUGCAAACAUUACCAUACGCCGCUCUAGUAAACCCACACAUCAGCCAUGUCUACGAGCUUUACUACUCGGCCUUCGAAAAACUACGAAAGGUUCCCGAGAUAAAGACUUUAGAGGACAAUGACAGAUUCUGUGAUGUUGUUCGCGAACAACUCAGAGAUCACCUCAGUGUCAUUCCGAGACUUGCUAUGGGUGUACUGGAAAUAUCAGAAUCCAUCCCAAGCGAGCAGUGUGACAAAUUGGUAACCUCAUUAUUGCGAUCAAGAAUCAGUCGAAGGGUCAUUGCCGAGCAGCAUUGCGCUCUAACAAAAGCAUAUCAUUCACCCGAUCACCUUCCACCAGCAGCAAGACUUCACCCAGAACAUGGCGACGACUUUGUUGGUGAAAUCUUCCUCCGAUGCAAUGCAAAGGAAAUUGUCCAAGAAUGUGCCGAAACUAUAGGCAAUCUUGCCAAACAGGCAUAUGGUUCUGAUGUGGUGUUACCUGAAGUCAUUAUUCAAGGUGCCGAAGACAUCGUCUUCCCAUACAUUCCUAGCCACUUGGAAUACAUCAUUGGCGAGCUCUUGAGGAACUCCUUCCAGGCGUCAGUCGAGCGACAUGGCUCCGAGCCGCCACCAAUUGAAGUGCUGAUCUGUGAGGCUGCACAACACGUCAUCAUUCGAGUAUCAGACCAAGGCGGUGGUAUCGAUCGAGAAAGCCUCUCAAACCUAUGGUCAUUCAGUAAAGGACCAGAACGCAGCAGACGACUACGAAACCUCGAGCAGGUACCCAAGCUGGCUGCGACCCUCCAGGAUCUCAAGGUUCCCGAACCAGAAUCAUCCGAUCAGAAGCGCGACUCCAAACAACCUCGCUUCGAUCACUCCCUGGGAUCUCUUUCUAGUAGACAUCCCGACCUUCGUCUCGGAAUUGGUCUGCCUAUGAGCCGUAUAUUCGCUGAGUACUGGGCUGGUAGCCUUGAAGUCCAUAGUCUGGAAGGUUAUGGGGUUGAUGCUUUCCUGCAGAUCAGCAAGCUUGGUAACAAGAAUGAGACUUUGAGUACUAGAACCAGUAUGGACGCUCUGUAG